Molecule: messenger RNA, 1782 nt
Organism: Theobroma umbraticum
Lineage: Eukaryota; Viridiplantae; Streptophyta; Magnoliopsida; Malvales; Malvaceae
Source: RefSeq, a predicted model, not a curated record
AUGGAGAGUCAAAUGGCAUGUGAGGGCAAAGGCGUCAGUAAACAUAUCUGGGUCAUCCCCUUCCCAGCAUGCGGCCAUAUUCUUCCUCUCGUCGACUUAACCCAUCAGCUCCUUCUUCGUGGCCUAACGGUGACAAUCUUGGUCACACCCAAAAACCUUUGCUAUCUGAACCCUCUUCUCUCUUUGCACUCUCCCAGUAAUGUUCAAACCCUUGUCUUUCCCUUUCCUUCUCACUCUUCCCUCCCUCCUGGAGUUGAGCAGAUGCAAGACCUCCCUAUAUCCUUUGUUCCUGACAUCGCAACUGCCUUGGGUAAACUCUAUGAACCUUUGUUUCAGUGGUUUCAAAGCCACCCAUCUCCCCCUGUUGCUAUUCUCUCUGAUACAUUGCUCAAUUCUUGGACUACAAAGCUAGCUUCCCAUCUCAACAUCCCUAAUAUCAGUUUCCUUCCGUUCAAUGUCAGAGCAGUGUCUUCGUGGUUCGGAAAACUGAACAUCAUGCCAUCCUUUUACACGGAGGCAUAUAUGGCAAGUAUACAAAGUUGGGGGCUUGUUUUUAACUCCUUCAAAGAGUUGGAAGGCGAAAAUUUGGAUAUCAUUAAGGAGAAGUUCACCCGACAUGAUCGGGUUUGGGGCGUCGGGCCUUUGCCGCCUGCAAAAGCUGGGGACAAAGGCCUCACUCAGAGAGGUGGACGGAGUUCAAUGCCCCCUGAUCAAGUAAUGACAUGGCUCGAUUCCUACGUGGACAAAUCAGUCGUCUACGUGGGAUUUGGGAGUCAAAUUACGUUGACCAAGCAGCAAAUGAAGGCACUGGCCUCAGCGUUGGAAGAGAGCGGGGUUCGUUUCAUUUGGGCUGUCAAGGAUCCGAUGAAAAGAGUGCAAGAUGGCGAUGAUGAUCAGAGUAUGAUACCUCAGGGGUUCGAAGAUCGUGUGGCAGGGAGAGGCCUCGUGAUCAAAGGGUGGGCUCCCCAAGUGGCGAUUCUCAGGCACCGGGCCGUUGGUUCUUACUUGAGUCAUUGCGGUUGGAACUCAGCACUGGAAGGGAUCCUUGCUGGAGUGUUGUUGCUUGCUUGGCCCAUGCAAGCCGACCACUUCCACAUCACCAAGCUGUUGGCAGAUGAAUUCGGGGUGGCUAUCCGAGUUUGCAAGGGUUUAAGGAGUAUCCCUGAUUCGGCCAAACUAACUCGGAUCUUUGUUGACUCCACAAGCAUGGCGCUGCCAGAAAGAGGUCGAGCCAUAGAGCUGCAGAAAACUGCACUAAACGCCAUCAGAAAAGGUGGAAGCUCGUACCAGGCUCUUGAUAAACUAAUUGAAGAGUUGUCUAGCUUUAAUGGCAACAAAAUCAAGGAAAAUAAAAUAAGAUCGUCUAUUGCGGAGCAAGAACGUCUCCACCAGCUUUUUAUUCAGGUCAUUACCUCUUUGAAUGGGAAUACAGAGGAUGAGUUUAAGUCUUCAUGCCAGGAAACACAGGUAGCAACUGCCCUUGACACUGUGGAGCAACUUGUGGAAGAACAACAUCUUGACCCUUUGUUUUCAGAUAAGACCAAUAUAAUGGAUGUGGUGCACGAUCUGUGAACAGAAAAGAAGGCUGACAUCCAAUACUUAAGGGGCCUGCUGGAAAGGGCUGCAGAACAUAAUCGUCUCUUCCGAGCUCGGGUUGAGCUACUUCAGAAUAGAAAGCAAGAAGUCUCGAGCAUGAAAGAUGUUGAGAAGGUAAGGGGUGGAAUUUUAAGUUAUGGGGAACGUAAAAUAUCUGGUUUUAGUGAUCUGCAAUUGGAGGGCUAA